This is a messenger RNA of Heterocephalus glaber (naked mole-rat), 4043 nucleotides long. NCBI's taxonomy places the organism in Eukaryota, Metazoa, Chordata, Mammalia, Rodentia, Bathyergidae. The record is from RefSeq and is a predicted model, not a curated record.
AUGGGUCGGCGUGUUGUGGACAAAGGAAGAAAUGAGCCCACCGGUGCAGUGGGCAUCGAAAUCAGUCUUCAAGGUGGAAGUCUUUCUACAUUUUUACUGAGUUGCUGCAAAGAGAAAUUUCACUUCUUUCUCAUUUUCAUCUGCAAUGGUGGUCACGUGGGUGAGCUGAGCUCUGUCACUCCAGGAGGAGGAAACCCUUUCCUGGUGGGCGCCCAGCGCAGAGGCCGGCGAUGCCGGAGCGAGGCCGGAGCAAGGCCGGCUCUAACGUGCUGUGAUUUCUGUCCCCCUUCUCUUCUAGUGUCUGUAUUUGUACUGAAAGUCCAGGUGAAUGACAUCAUCAGUCGUCAGUACCUGAGUCAGGCAAUUGUAGAAGUAUUUGUAAACUACACGAAGACAAAUUCCACGGUGACUAAGAGCAAUGGCGCAGUGUUGAUAAAAGUACCCUACAAGUUAGGACUCGGCUUAACCAUUGUUGCUUAUAAAGACGGCUACGUGUUGACCUCACUGCCGUGGAGGACCAGGAGAAUGCCCAUAUAUUCAUCAGUUACACUUUCACUGUUCCCGCAAAGCCAAGCAAAUAUAUGGCUAUUUGAAGACACUGUUUUGAUUACUGGAAAAUUAGCUGAUGCCAAAUCUCAACCAAGUGUCCAGUUUUCAAAAGCUUUAAUUAAACUUCCGGACAACCAUCACAUUAGCAAUGUCACUGGCUACCUUACAGUGCUGCAGCAGUUUCUGAAAGUGAACAAUUUUCAGUAUACAACCGGAAUCACUCUCAAUAAUCCAGGUUUUGAAAACACUGAAUUGACUCCUCUCGCUGCGAUAUGUGUGAAAAUAUAUUCUGGAGGAAAAGAAUUAAAAGUGGAUGGUUCCGUCCAAGUGUCUCUCCCUCUUCUGAGCGCGAAUCAUCUAAGUGCCGGGGAUCGCAUUCCUGCUUGGACAUUCGACAUGAACACGGGUGCUUGGGUGAAUUCUGGCCGAGGAGUGAUCAAAGAACAUAAUAAUCAUUUAAUUUGGACUUACGAUGCCCCGCAUUUGGGCUACUGGGUUGCAGCUCCACUUCCAGGAACUAGAGGUUCAAAUCUAAGUGAAGAUUCCAAGGACAUAACAGCCUACCACACAGUGUUUCUUACAGCCAUAUUAGGAGGAACAAUAGUCAUCAUCAUUGGAUUUUUUGCUGUACUCCUUUGUUAUUGCAGGGGCAAGUGUGGUACUCCACCAAAAAGAGAAAGAAAUAUCACUAAACUUGAAGUCCUCAAGAGAGACCAGACAACUUCAACAACACACAUUAAUCACAUUAGUUCAGUCAAAGUUGCACUAAAGUCUGAGGACGAGUCACAGUUAUUCAAUGCCCAUAACUCCUCAUACAGCCCUCAAAAGAAGGAGCUAUCAAAGGGACAACCAGAAGAAAGAGUUUCCAUGGUAAAAACUCGGGAUAAUUUUAAAAUCUACAAUGAAGAUGUUUCAUUUCUACCAGUCAGUCCGAAUAGUUACUCAAGAAGACCAACACAGUCUUUGGAGCCCAAUAUGGGGACCAAACAACCUAAGCACAUCAACAGCAACCUGUCUUCCUCAUCAGGAGAUGCUCUUGAGGAGAAGCGGUAUUUCACAGGGAAUGAGGAGGGGUUUGGGUGUUCCCAGAUUCCAGAGCAGCUUAUGCAUAUCUACAGCCAGCCCAUAGCCAUCCUUCAGACAUCCAACCUUUUCUCCACUCCGGAGCAAUUACACACUGCAAAGUCAGCUACUUUGCCAAGAAAAGGACAGUUAGUCUAUGGCCAGCUGAUGGAGCCAGUGAACAGAGAGAACUUUACACAGACACUGCCCAAAAUGCCAAUGCAUUCUCAUGCCCAGCCCCCAGAUGCCAGGGAGGAGGACAUCGUCCUGGAAGGUCAGCAGAGCUUGCCAUCCCAGACUUCAGAUUGGAGCCGGUAUUCCAACAGCUUACUGGAAUCCGUCUCUGUUCCCGGGACACUGAAUGAAGCCGUCGUAAUGACUCCAUUUUCAUCAGAACUUCAAGGAAUUUCAGAACAGACCCUCCUGGAGCUGUCCAAAGGAAAGCCCUCCCCUCACCCCAGAGCUUGGUUUGUGUCUCUUGAUGGAAAGCCAGUCGCACAGGUGAGGCACUCCUUCAUAGACCUGAAAAAGGGCAAGAGAACCCAGAGCAAUGACACAAGUCUAGACUCUGGGGUGGACAUGAAUGAGCAUCACUCAAGCCGGAAGCUUGAGAGGGAGAAAACAUUCAUCAAAAGCAUGCAUCAGCCCAAGAUCCUGUACUUAGAAGAUUUAGACCUGAGCAGCAGCGAGAGUGGGACCACUGUCUGUUCUCCUGAGGACCCUACUUUAAGGCACGUCUUGGAAGGAGGGAGUGGAGUUAUCAUGGAGCACCCCGGGGAAGAGUCCCCUGGAAGAAAAAGCACUGUUGAAGAUUUUGAAGCCAAUACUUCCCCCACGAGAAAGAGGGCCAGACCGCCCUUAGCCAAAAGAGACAGCAAGACUAACAUCUGGAAGAAGCGAGAGGAACGCCCACUGAUCCCCAUGAAUUAGUUCCAGGGCUGGCUGUGUCCCUGCCUCUUGUGUUGUGUAUUCUUGCUUCUUGUUGUGAAUCUCAGUAUGAACUUCUUAAGAAAUUGGGACUGAGCCAUCUUAGGGUCCCAGGACAUGUCUCAGGCAGAUGCUUUUUCUGGCCUAUUCUUUUCAUUUAUGUUUUGAGUGAUGAAUUUAAAGUAUCUAAAUUUUCAAAAUGUAAAAUAGUGUUGAGAUGUGCAUUACCCAUUUGGCAAUUUGGUACUGACUCUUCUACGAGUGAGACAGUGAAAUGUGUGCUCCCAAAGCUGCUCCCCCAGAUGCUGUCUCUGCCUUGAUGAUUACCCCCAGGGACAUUGAGAAAUGAAACUCUUCUCUGGGCCUCAUCCACGUGAAAUGUUACUGUUACGUCCUCCUCUGCCUAUGCUUAAAAAUAACCUGAUCAAAGUUUGGACUGGUGUUAUCCUACAGUUUAAAGACCAAGUAACACUUUCUUUGUUUGAGAUAAAUAGCAUGUGUGUUGUAUCACCCUAAAGUAAACCCUACACUCAUACAAGGUGGGCAAGAGGCUUUUUGGUCAUUAGACAGAGAGACAUCAGCUCUUGGGUUGUUUUUGGCUAUAACUUUGUAGAAUAAAUAAGGAAUCAAGUUGUUAUAUAGAAAUUUGAGAAGUGAAUACUCUGAUACUGGAUUUUUAUUUUUAAACUUUUCUUUUUCCUCCCAUCAAAGAUUAAGUGACCUUAGCUAUCAAGGAAGUUUUCUUUUUUUACCAAUUCAAAAAACAAAACAGCACAAGAUGAAACUAUGAUAUGCGUAAGUUAAAAUCAGUUUUGACAUACUCCAAAAACCCAACCUUAGUCACUUAAAGGCCAGCAAACUUGAUUUUUUUUUUGGUACUGGGGAUCGAACUCGGGUCCUUGCGUUUGCACAGCAGGUGGCGAAACUACUGAGCUAAAUCCCCGGCCCAGAAAACUUGAUUUUAAAGAUGAUAUGAGAGUUGUUUUUGAAUGUUGAAAAGUUAACAAAAUAUGUAAAGAUAAAGGAAAUAAAUGUUUCACCUCAAUGAGAAGAAAAAAGCCAUUUUUCGGGAUACUAAUUAGAAAUGUUGACAUUUUUAAAGGAAAAGACAUUUUUGAGGAAAAGGGGUUCAAUUUCAGGAGAAGAAUAAAUUUUUCCUUAUAUCACUUGUAGCCUCUGCAACUUUUUCUGCUUGGUUUUAGAAGCAUUACAUCAAAAUCUUUUUAAUCAUAGCGAAGAAUUUAAUGUGAACACAUUCAAUAUUUGUUUUCAAUUAUAUCUUCAACUCUGAAGUAUCAUUCAUAUGUCCUAAAAAUAAAAGCUCUUGUAAAUUAAAAUUAAUCCACUCCAUUUUUCCUAAAAAUUUCCGAGAAGACAUGUCUGAAACAUCUUUCCCUUUCCCUUGGUGGGAAAGUAAUGAAACUAAAUUGCUUUUCUUUUUAAUCAUCCCCUACUAUUCAACACAGGAGCAACAUAGAAACUCAAGCCACCUAAACAAGUUGAAA